Molecule: messenger RNA, 712 nt
Organism: Raphanus sativus (radish)
Lineage: Eukaryota; Viridiplantae; Streptophyta; Magnoliopsida; Brassicales; Brassicaceae
Product: glycine cleavage system H protein 3, mitochondrial
Exons: 4
Coding region: 63-551 (162 amino acids)
Biological process (GO): glycine decarboxylation via glycine cleavage system; protein lipoylation
Cellular component (GO): cytoplasm; glycine cleavage complex; mitochondrion
Source: RefSeq, a predicted model, not a curated record
UCCUAUUUGUUUGGAGAAGACAAAACACAGAGCAAGAGAGCAGCAAAGAAACAAAAACAAAAAUGUGGGCUUCGUCUACAGCAAAUGCUCUCAAGCUUUCUUCUUCUGUCUCCAAGUCUCAGCUAUCUCCAUCUUUCUCCAUCUCUAGAUGCUUCUCCUCAGUGUUGGAGGGAUUAAAGUAUGCAAAUUCACAUGAGUGGGUUAAACAUGAAGGCUCUGUUGCCACCAUUGGCAUCACUGACCAUGCUCAGGACCAUUUAGGUGAAGUGGUGUUUGUGGAACUACCAGAGGAAAAUGGUUCAGUGAGCAAAGAAAAAAGCUUUGGAGCAGUGGAGAGUGUGAAGGCGACGAGUGAGAUCUUAUCUCCUAUCUCAGGUGAAGUCAUUGAGGUUAACAAGAAGCUAACAGAAGCACCAGGCUUGAUUAACUCAAGCCCCUAUGAAGAUGGAUGGAUGAUCAAAGUGAAACCAAGCAACCCAUCUGAGUUAGAAUCUUUAAUGGGUUCAAAGGAAUACACCAAGUUCUGCGAGGAGGAAGAUGCCGCUCACUAGGAUGGUUUCUCUCUACUUGUAUGUUCCAAAUGUCCUUAUUAAAAAAAAAACUUAUAAAAGUAUAUUCAGUUCUCAUGCAUAUUCUCAUAAGUCAUAACCAACACACCAACGAAUGUAUGGCUCGUUGGUUUUGGCUAUCACAAACAUAUUUUUAUACACCA